UGCCCUAAAAGAAAUUGUUGCGUAUUUCCGUCGUUUAUUGACGCAUUGUGUCGUAUUGUAUUUUUCCGUAUAUAAAAAAGAAGUAUUAAAAUAUAAUAAAUUUCAUUUGAUAAACGCGACGCGCCAUUUCAUUCAUUUAUAUUGAAAUUAAAGCCGACUUUCAGACUAAAGUCCGCCAAUGUAUAGUAAAAAUGUAGUGGUGUAGUGCAAACAAAUCAAACAAGAUAUGUCAACUUAACAUUUUACGUUACGUUUACGAAGACAUACAAAAAAAAUACCCAAACAGAGAAAUAUUUUGAAAAUAAAGUGAAAAGGAAAAAUAAUAAAAAAAGAAAGAAAUAAGAAAAAUAUUUUAUUGUAACCAAGUGAAGUGUGAAAUUUUCGAAAUUUGCUCUCGGCGCGUUCUGUUCUCCCACCCAAUUAAAAUUAAAAGCCUGUGAAACACACACAAAAAAUUAAUCAAAAUCUUGUAAUCCUUUUUAAAAUUCAUGAAAAUCUGAAAAUCAUAAUUAAGUUGAAAGAAAAGUUUGCUUCUCAUUAAAAUCAGAGUUAACAAGCCAGCCAGCCAGCAAACGAGCCAGUGAGCCAACGAUUUAACCGUGGAGCAUUGUUGUUUGUGUUUGUUUUGUAGACCGUGUAGCAUGCGUGAGUGCUAAAGAAGUAUUGCUGUUGCUGUUGCUUUUGCCUGCUACAACCUCGUUGAGUGCGCGGCGAUUACGAUAGUAAGUGAGUGAGUGUGUGUGUACGUGUCAUUUUCUGCAUUGCAUUGCAAACCAGUUUGUGUUAAACAAAAUUCAGCGCCCCACACUCCCCCCACCCUAGACACAGAUUUUGGAUAUUCACCAUUAACAGCCAGCCAACAAUUCACAACAACUUUAAUGCUUGCCUAGUAGUGUUUGUUGUUGUAUUUAUUUCUCCCCAUCGUGUUGGAGAGAACAUUAACGGCGAUCUUGCGACGCAAUUUGGUAGUUGAAUUUCCAUAUCACCGUCAUCACAUUUAUCCCAAUAAACGCCGCGUAACGUAACUUAGCGCAUCGCAACGUAUGUGCUGCCGCUGCCAAUACAUUGCUGUGCUGUGCUGUAAGGUGUGCUUGUAUAUACAUGCCCCCUUUCGUUGGGUCUUUGUCUUUGCGAAGUCAGACUGGCUGACUAACUGUCUGUUUGUUCGUUUGUUUGCUGUCUUUGGGGUGCCGUUGUAUAUGUGAGAGUGAGUGGUGUUGUUUAAGUGCUUGUGUGCUUGAUCGUUCUAUUUUUAAUGUCGCGACAGUUUCUUUUAGCCGUUGACACGAAAAAAGAAUAGAAAUAAAUAAAAAAGUAUUACAAAAUAAAAGAAGAAAGAGAAAGAAAAUACAAAGACAACAACUAAACAUAAAUUUUGUCUCCAAAUCGGAGGCGUUUGGAGAAAAAAAUAAAUCAUUGCUAUAACACACCUCUUAUCCGCAAGAAAGCGACGCCGAAAGAAAUCAAGCCAUAUUAAAGUCAUUUUUAAUAAAAGAGAAUUAAAGAAACAAAUAGUGUCAUAUUGAAAAUAAACCUCACCCUAAAGAUUUCUAUUGAACAUUUGCUGUUUCUGGAGUUUAAAGUGCCGUCUUGCUCUUCUUCCAAAACCAUAACCAAGACCAGCUGGCGUUAACCACAAUAGCGGCAGCGUUGACGACGGCAAAGACAACAACGUCUACCUCCUUGGGCUUAACAUAUACCGGACUUUAGUCAAUAAACAUUUACUCCGUAGGCAUUUGAAGAUUUGAAGACUUCCCACCCCCACCAAUCUACUACAGCUAAUGCCAACAUCACGCACACAUAAGUAAACAUAGCCAAGCAGAGAAACAGCUCCAACUGAACUUAUUUUGCUGAAAUUACCUGCACAGAGGAUUCUAAUGACUUAAGAGACUUCGUUUUCGAUAUCCCUAAACAACGGUAUUGCCAAUGAAAGCUCUAUAAUCGCUCCUCAAUACAUCAUAGCCAUCAUUAUUUGCAGUGAAGCCAGGAAUUAUUUUGAGGAUAACGGUGUCAACGGGAGACAAUCGUUUUUAAACCCAAAUAAGAAGCAACUCAAGCAACCACACACCACAACAAGAUGUCUAGCACUGCAGACAAAUUACACCGACAUUUGCACUUUGUAACAGUGCUGGCGGCCAUGUUUUCCCUACUCACCAGCAAUGUAAGGGCCUUUACCAGCAUCAGUACGAGUUGUGGCCCUAACUUUCCCAGCGCCUGCUGCUGCGGCCGUGAAAUGUACGAGGGCUCCAUGCAAUACAUUGUGAACUGUACUAAUGCUGGUCUGCGCAACACCAGUGUUUUGGAGUUUAUGCCGCAGGAUGUGGAAGUCUUGAUAUUUACCGGCAACCUCAUACCAGAGUUGCCAUGGAAUGUUUUUGGCUCCAUAAACAGUUAUAAGAAUCUAAGAAUAGUGGACAUGAGCAAUAAUCAUAUAAGGGAAAUUCGUGGCAAGUCCUAUCAUCAUGUGCAAAAUGUGGAACGUUUGAUUUUGAAUCACAAUAACCUCAGCAUUUCGAGGGAUGAUGAUGAGGUUAAUCACCACCACCCCCGUGUGUUCUCGAAUUUCCUGAAUUUACAAAGCCUGCAUUUGACCGAUGCCUUCGAUGACAACAGCUCCCCACAAUUGAGUGAAGAUCUGCAUGAUAUAUUCAUGAACAGUCAAUUGGAUAAGUUGCAGAAACUGCACUUGGAACAGAAUGAGAUAACCCAUUUUAAGGAUCGCAAAGUGUUUUGUGAUCUACCCAGUCUAAGAGAUCUGCACUUGGGCGAUAACUUCCUUAAGGACAUUAACUUUGAGGUCAGCUGUUUGAAGAAUCUGCGUUUUCUGGACCUUGAACGCAAUAAAUUCGAGUUUGUCAAGACACAUGAUCUGAUGGUGCUCAAUGAGCUGGAGGCUCGCAAGGAUCGUACCACAAAUCUCAUUGUUGACUUCAAUUUGAAUCCCUUCAGCUGUGACUGCAAAAUCAGCUCAUUCCGCACCUGGAUUCACUCAACCAAUGUGACGGUGCGCAACAAGGAGAGUCUCAUGUGCUUCCAUAACGAGGUCGAUCCACUGCCCAUACUAGAAAUGGAUAUGUCACAGUGCACUGCUGCCAUAGAUGCAGCCACCAUAAUGUUCAACACAGCCACUGAUAAUCAUUAUGGUCUUGGUGUACAGGAAGAGACAGGUUUGGCCCGCCACACAGCCACUCUGAUAUUCCUGUUGAUUGUCCUUAGUAUGAUACUGUUGGGUCUGGUCGUUGCUCUGGUCUAUGUCAGCCGUGACAAAUUGAAAUUCAUGAUUACCCCCGUCUUCGAUAAUGUGGCCAAGAAGGUGCAAUACACCUCCAUAAAGGAUGAAGAUUGUCCCGAAGUUCAUGUUUAGAUUAGGUUGGGUGAUAGUUGCUGUGUUUUAUUGCAGUCCUAUACAGAGCAAGUCAGGUGUUCUGAAUAAAAUAUCAGUGCAAAGUUGUACUGGUAAGUUAUCGAUAACAUGCAAUAACAGAUAAUAAGAAACGAUUAAUCGUGAUUUGCUCUAUAUGGUACUAAACUAAAACACAGCAAGUGUUUUCAUUUUCAUAAGAGUCAUGUUCUCAUACGUCUGUUGGAAUUGGACUUAUCCUUACAAGCGGGAAAACGAUAACGAAAUUAUCGAUUAUUGUAAGAAGAGGUGGGGAGAAAAUAUACUUCCAACAGCUAUUGAGAAAAUGGCCAUCGUUUUUUUUUCUAAAACUCUAGACUAAACUUAAAACAAAAGCAAAUCAAAGAUAAGUGUAUCAUAUAUAUAAAAAAAUAAUUAACAAAAAACAACAUGGAAAAAGGAAAAAAACUGACAUUAAUAAAAAACACUUGCAAAUAGAUGAUAGCCAUCCCUAAAAAAAAUAAACAACAAAACGCGCCAUUUAAACUUAAUUAAAAUAAAACUAAAUGAUUUUCUAAUUUUUGUUAUCAAAAAAAAAAAAAAAAGAUGAAUGAAAAAAUUUAAAAAAAAACGUGCCAUUAUCAACAACAUGAAACCAUAUCUAAUUACGAAGCACAGUGGGGCGAAAAUCCAAUAGCCAUUCAAAUUUUUUUUCUUCAAUGUUCAAUAGUUUGAGAGACUAUCAGAUAAAAACAUUUGCCAGCAGUGCAGAUACUACAUAGCUACUGUCCCUACUUAUUUUUUGAUUUAUAGUAUAUGUGUCAGGAAUAUCCCAGUUCAAUGUUUCGAAGUGUUACAAACGCAAUGACUUUAUUAGUUAACCCCCUUCAUAUGGUGCUGGGUAUAACAAUAAGAGUGUUCAUGUACUCAGUUUUUACUGUAAGUCGUUUGCGUACUUUAUUUACCAGCAAAAGGGAGCGGAAAAUUGCGUGAGAGGGAGCUAAAUUUUGAGAGUUUGGUAAUUGAAACCUGCAAAUUUCUACUGGAGGUUUUUUUUCAACAGAAAUUUGCAGCAUUGGACAGCUGUUUUAUGAAAACCAGUUGUACAACUUAAAGAUAGUAACGGCUGCUCCUACUCUUCUGCGUGUUUUUACUGGAAAAGUACGCGAAGAGACCCAAUAUGACAUUUGAGUUACGCCAGUGCUAGUUGACUAAAGAUUUUUGUAAUUAAGCCAGUUAGGCAGGAUUCACUAAUAUAAAGUUAAGUCACUUACAAAACCACAAAGUGAAUAGACCCCAUGAACAUCAUUAAGAUUGUCAAAAUCUGUUUAUUGUGAAUGUUAAUAAAUGUCAGUAAAAAUGUUUUUCUCUAAAAAUAAUCAGCAUAUAGCACAUCCACGCAUUAUUUUUUCUUUUUCGUUCACAUUUUUCCGGCUUGAAAUAUUUUAAUUUUGUGUAUUGAUAUGGACAAACACACAUUACAAGCAAGCAAGAAAACGUUAACAAAGACAAAUUUGAUCAGCUUAAUGACGGAAAUUAAAAAAAAAAUUGCAUGUCGGCUGAUCGCUUGGCUUAACCUUGUUAAGUGAAUCCUGCCAGUGAGGCUAUCUAACUGUCAUUAUUAGCUGUUUAUUGAGAUACUUGCUGCAUUUUACUUGAAUAUUGCAUAGACAAAAAAUGAAGAACAAAAAUAGAACGCAAAAAUGCUUCAAAUGCAAAUCUGUUUUUUUUUUGCCAUGAGGUAGUAAAGCCGUUUGCCAACCUGUCAAAACAAUACGAGGAAAAAGUGAGAAUAUUUGUAAAAUUUAUAAAUAAAACUUGCAAAAUAUUUGCGGGCAUAGAAGUCAAACAAAAUUUAUUAAGAUUUGCGCACAUAAUUUUAUAAAUAAUUGAUUUUAAUUUUGCCAUUCACAAUAGAGGAAUUUUUGCGAGUAGCCAGGCUUAAAGGCGCUAUUACACGGCAUGUAGAUGUCUUAAAACAUGUCACUUUUUGCAUUCACAUGUAAUUGAAAAUGUUUGUUAAAAUUGUCAAUUUAUAUACGAUUCAUCGUGUUUGCUAUCGCACCCGUAUCUUUUUUUCGUAUGACAUAACCUACAAAUUUGAGCAAAAGCUGAUUUUUUGUAUGCGUAAAAAUUGUGAGAAAGCUGGUUAGAAUAUAAAUUUGUGAAAAUAAUUUAAUUUGGGGUUGCUUUCAUUCGACUGACAACAAAGACAGUUAAUUUCUUUAUGUUUUUGUCAGAAGGAAUAGAGAGCGUUCUCUAUCGCUCUACUUUGAAAAGCGAUUUUCGUUUGUAUCACUCGACAUGUACAACUCAACCAGUGUUGCCACUCAAGAAAACUAUUUCCUACCAAAAUUUAAGAAAAAUCUUACCAAACGCGAUCAAAACCUACCAAAUGUUGUGCCAAAAAUCUGCUAUAGAAUGUGUUUUUACCCACCACCGAACAGUUGGCCAUUUUGCCAUUCCAUUUGGAAAACAUCAAAUUGCAUAAUAUACAAUUUCAAGGAUAAAAAAAUACUAGACAUUUCAAUUUGCGGCAUUUGCCGCUCAAGGUAGUUUGGUUGGGGGUAGAUUUUUGUUGUUGUGCUAAUGACAUACCUCUUAAUUGAACCAUGUGGGAAUGCACUAAAUAACUACCAAUAGCAUGCGAUAACGGACGAAUACUAGCACUUUGCAUACCAUAGUAUUAAAAGUAUGUAGACCUAAAUAGGGUUUCCUCCACAUUUCAUUUAGCUCUUUUCAAUUUUCCCCCACUGUUCUUUGGCAAACAAUUUUACUUAUUGUAUGACAAACACAUAUUUUAAAUGAGCAACUUUAAUUUGAAAAUCUCAGUCUUCUUUUCUACUGUCAAUUAAUUAAUUGUUUAAUUAUCUUUUGGAAAACAAAAAAAAGACCACAAUGCAUUUAUUAUUACAAAAACAAAGGGAGGAAGACGAGUAUAAAAAGCUAAAGCAUCAAAAACAAAACUAUAAAAAAAAACAAACGAAAUAACGAAAAAAUUAGGCCAUAAUUAUUAUUAUUAUUAUUAAUCAAAUAGUCUAUAAAUAUAUAGCGAUAAAUAUGCAAUUUUUUUAUUAACACCACAUAUGUAUGUAAUUAUUAUUUCUCAC
This is a messenger RNA of Stomoxys calcitrans (stable fly), 6450 nucleotides long. RefSeq names its product phospholipase A2 inhibitor. Gene Ontology annotation, cellular component: membrane. Gene Ontology annotation, molecular function: protein binding. The coding region runs from base 2078 to 3364 and encodes 428 amino acids. Lineage: Eukaryota; Metazoa; Arthropoda; Insecta; Diptera; Muscidae. The record is from RefSeq and is a predicted model, not a curated record. The transcript is spliced from 4 exons.